Neoarius graeffei (lesser salmon catfish) is the source of this 1665-nucleotide messenger RNA. RefSeq names its product harbinger transposase derived 1 (gene harbi1). The transcript is spliced from 3 exons. The coding region runs from base 397 to 1443 and encodes 348 amino acids. The record is from RefSeq and is a predicted model, not a curated record. Lineage: Eukaryota; Metazoa; Chordata; Actinopteri; Siluriformes; Ariidae.
GGACAAGUGUUAUAUGUUUAGUGAAAUGUGUGGAAAAUGCGGAGUGAGAGUUCAAAGGCGACGUAAACAAACUUACCAGCAUCUUUGGUAAUGUAGCUGUGAAGGAUUAUAAAGCCGCGUGUUUUGUUUAUGAAUUUGUUUAGGCGCUUGCUUUGUUUUUGCACCCAUUUUAACAUUAUUUAAUAUGAGCGUUUAGCAGAUGUAAUAUAUCAUGUUUGAAUGCUAAAGCCAGAGCGGGGAUUGUAGGUUAUACACGCUGCUUAGCAUUUUCAGAAUCAGAAUCAGAACCAGAAGAAUCAAGUUUAUUGGUCAAGUUUGUUGACACACACAAGGAAUUUGGUUCCGGCAGUUGGUGUCUCUCUAGCGGGGAGGGAUAUAUAUAUUAUUUCAUUCAUAAUGGCAAUCCCUAUUGCAAUCCUGGAUUGUGACCUUUUGCUUCAUGGCCGUGGGCACAAAACACUGGAUCGAUUUGACAUUGAAACCGCAUCAGAUGAGUUUCUGUUGACAACAUUUGGUUUCCCACGUGAGUUCAUCUACUACUUGGUGGAGCUGCUGAAGGACAGCUUCUUAAAACGCACACAGAGGUCGCGAGCAAUCAGUCCUGAUGUUCAGAUUCUUGCAGCUUUGGGUUUCUAUACAUCAGGGUCCUUCCAGAGCAAGAUGGGAGAUGCCAUUGGCAUCAGCCAGGCCUCAAUGAGUCGCUGUGUCUCCAAUGUCACCAAAGCUCUGAUUGAGAAAGCCCCAGAGUUCAUUGGCUUCAACAGGGACGAGGCCACCAAGCAGCAGACUAAAGAAGAGUUCUACAGAGUGGCAGGGAUUCCUAAUGUGAUAGGAGUUGCAGACUGUGCACACAUAGCGAUAAAAGCACCUAAUGCAGAGGAUUCAUCGUAUAUUAAUAAGAAAGGCUUCCACUCAAUUAAUUGCCAACUGGUUUGCGACGCCCGGGGGUUGCUACUGAGCGCGGAGACACAUUGGCCUGGCAGUCUAACAGACCGAGCUGUUUUUAACCAGUCUAGCGUGUGCAAGCUGUUUGAGGAGCAGGUGAACUACGAGGGCUGGCUUUUAGGAGAUAAUCGCUAUCCUCUGAGAAAGUGGCUGAUGACCCCAGUGCCGAAUCCCAAGACUCCGGCAGAUUACCGCUACAACCUGGCUCAUAUGACCACGCACGAGAUCGUAGACCGCACGUUCCGUGCUCUCCAGACACGCUUCCGGUGUUUGGAUGGAGCAAAAGGCUAUCUGCAGUACUCGCCUGAGAAGUGUUCUCACAUCAUCCAAGCAUGCUGCGUUCUCCAUAAUGUCUCACUGCAGUCCGGACUGGAUGCCUGGACUUUUGAGAGGACUGAGGCCACUGACCAAUCAGAUGAGAGCAAUGAUCCAACAGAACAAGUGGACUUGGAGGCACUGAGAGUCCGACAGGAACUGAUCCAGAAUCACUUUAGCUAAAGCUGAGCUGGGACGGAGCCACAGAGCAGGCAUGAUGUCUUGGACUGAAGAGGGCACUGUGUAUUUUCUUAAGACUUGACAAUUUAGAAGUGACUGGAGGCACCUAACAGGAACCUAAACAUCUUUGUGAUUUGUGCUUGGUAUUUGUAGUAAAGAUGUAAACAAAUAUGACUAUGGAUUGAACAGACAAUUCGUACUGAAUAAAUACAAAUACACAUGCCA